Messenger RNA from Dibothriocephalus latus, 387 nucleotides. NCBI's taxonomy places the organism in Eukaryota, Metazoa, Platyhelminthes, Cestoda, Diphyllobothriidea, Diphyllobothriidae. The record is from the annotation of a GenBank genome assembly.
AUGCGACCACCUUCAGAAGCACUUGUGCUCUUCGGAAUAGAUCAUGAUCGCAACAGCUGGUCUGUCCUGUUUUUCGAUUCGGAAAUGCACAAAGGAGAACGCAUUGCCGACAUGGAACAGCGUACCUUCGCUUCUUACAGUGUCGUCGAAGAGAACAUUUUCGUUGUUGGAGGCAGUACUGCCCAACAGACUUACUCAACGUGCGUCGAAGAGUUCUCGGUGAGAGAACGUCGCUGGCUUAGACGGGCUCCUCUUACCGUUGGACGCAAGUGGCAUGCUGCCGCAGUCGUUAGGGCAGGUGACGCAGGCCAGACACUACUCGGGGUUUUUGGGGGAAACCACGGAGAUGCCUGUGAGAACCAGAUUUCUUCCUGUGAAGUGUACAAC